AAUUCUCCUUCAUUGAGUUGUAUUGUGUGUGUCUAUCACUGCACAAAGCUGAACUUUACAUUAUUUAUUGCUAUUAUACGGCACAACGGUGACCUGCAACGACUAUUCCACUUUUGAGCCAAAUGAACAGACAGAAAUGAACAGAAUGAACUAUGCUUCACAAGUGGCCGGACGGUGGUGCUGCUCCUGGAGACUUCGCUGCCGCUGACGUCAGGGGGUUUCAGUCAGUCAGUCCGGCGGAGCGGAAGCGGAGUCCCGCUGCUUGGGGCUGCUGUCACGGGCAGCCAAGGGAUAGUGCCGCUCUGCGUGUGAACUGAUCCCGCAGACUAGAAAGCAGCAAUAAAACGCACACGCAAAUAUUUACAAAACAUCGCUACAUAAGCAGGGGUCAUGGAGGCGCAGAGCAAAGAGGAAACCAAGGGACCCGUACUUCAUAUUGUGGUGGUUGGAUUUCAUCACAAGAAGGGCUGUCAGGUGGAGUUCUCCUACCCCCCUCUCCUCCCCGAGGAGGGCCAUGACAGCAGCUUACUCCCUCAGGAGUGGAAGUACCUGCCCUUCUUGGCGUUACCCGAUGGAGCCCACAACUACCAGGAAGACACCAUCUACUUCCACCUGCCCCCCCUGAACGGAGACAUGAAGUGUGUGUACGCUGUGUCCUGCUACCGGCAGAUAGAGGCCAAGGCCCUGAAGGUCCGCCAGGCUGACGUCACCAGGGAAACGGUGCAGAAGAGCGUGUGUGUCCUGAGCAGGGUGCCCCUGUACGGCCUGCUCCAAGCCAAGCUGCAGCUCAUAACACAUGCCUACUUCGAGGAGAAGGAUUUCUCGCAGAUAUCCAUCCUGAAGGAGCUGUAUGAGCACAUGAACGGUUCUCUGCCUGGCACCGUCCCAGAGGGCUCUCAGGUCUACCUGGGCAUGUCUUCGAGGGAUUUGAUACUCCGCUUUCGGCACAAGGUCCUCAUCCUCUUCAAGCUGAUCCUGCUGGAGAGGAAGGUACUCUUCUACGUGUCACCAGUCAGCAGACUUGUGGAGGCACUAAUGACCAUCCUGUCACUGUUUCCUGGGAUGAUCGAGCAUGGCCUGGCAGACUCCUCCCACUAUCGGCCGAGGGGGAGCGUGUCCGAGGACCCCGCUCCCGACACGGCUGCCCCCGCCCCCGAGGAGUUCAUCUCUGUGUCCGUCACGGACGUUGACGGCACCUCGCAGGAGCCGAUGGAGGAUUCCGAAGAAAUGGCUGUCCCCGUGCCUGACGCUGCCCCGGAGCAGACAGAGAAGCAGCACUUGAGGCUGCCAUCUCGGUCGUCCCCCGUGUCAUCAGAGAGCGACUGGGAGACGCUGGACCCCGGGGUGCUGGAGGACCGAAGCCCUGUGGAGGCAGCAGUGGGGGAAAAGACGGAGUCGACAAACGGCGAGUCGGGCUCGGCCAUCACAGUGCAGCCGCAGCCGACCAGCGGACAGGCCGUCCCGGAACAGGGCAUUGUGUCGGGCCUCCAGGAAGACCAGUACGGCCAGCCUCUUGCCAUCUUCACCAAGGGUUACCUGUGCCUGCCUUACAUGGCUCUGCAACAGCACCACCUGCUGUCGGACAUGACGGUGCGUGGCUUCGUCGCCGGGGCGACCAACGUGCUGUUCCGCCAGCAGAGGCAUCUGAGCGAUGCCGUGGUUGAAGUGGAGGAGGCCCGCAUCCUCAUCCAGGACCCCGAGCUACGGCGGCUGGUGAACCUUUCGACGGCAGACCUGCGCUUUGCCGACUACCUGGUGAAGCACGUGACGGAGAACCGGCAGGACGUCUUCCUGGACGGCACCGGCUGGGAGGGCGGCGACGAGUGGAUCCGCGCCCAGUUCGGGCUCUACAUCCACUCGCUGCUCGCCACCUCGCUGCAGCAAGAUAACGAGAAGCUACUGGCCGACUACGGUGCUCCCUUCGUCUCCGCCUGGAAAGUCACCCAUAACUACAGGGUCUGGCACAGUAAUCCACACGAGGCCAUGUCAGAGGUCGCCGCCGGCCACCCUUUCCAGGGACAUUACAGUGUCACCGAUGUAAAACUGCGCUUCUCACACUCCGUGCAGAACAGCGAACGGGGGAAGAAGAUCGGUAACGCCGUGAUGACUACCAGCCGGAGCGUGGUGCAGACGGGAAAGGCUGUGGGCCAGUCGGUGGGUGGGGCCCUGGUUACCGCCAAGUCUGCCAUGUCCUCCUGGUUCUCCACGCUGGCCCAGCCGACCGUGAUGCCUAGCCUGGUUCCGCCCGAAACUAAGCUGUGAUCCCCACACCUCCACCCUGCUUUUCCUCUCCUCUGUUUCUUUCACAUGCAAGACAUUCUUGCACCCCCCCCCCCUACCCCACAUACACACCCAGAGAUGAAGAAGCGGACAGCACAGUAUGGGAUGAACCUGGUGGCACCAAGAGCGGGCUGUCCCAUACUUCCCACCUCCCUUCCUUCUGCAUUUUCCCAGAUUAACCGCCCCCCCAUCUGCAUUAUCAGUGAGUAGCGGUCGUCAUCGCUAACAUGCUGGUGCAGUAUUCGGAGCGGAUUCACGCCACCCUGCAGUAUGGAGGGGCCGGGCUGAAGGCCCUGGGCAUGCUCAGUUGGCCGCUGGACAGCCCCCUCCUUUUUCUGCGUCAGGAUCACUGUAGAUGCUACGGUUAGCCCAUUUUUUGAUGUCUGUCCUCCUUUUAAAAGCCGCCACCUUAAAUGUAUGCUGAUGUUAAGAGUAUUUAACACCUUAGCAAAAAAUGUUGACUAAAAUACAUUAUCGUGAAUUUAAGUUUAAUUCUACUGACAUUCCAUUCAGGGCCAUGGUCGUCCUGGAAAGGGCAGGCCUAAGGUGUGGUGGGUGGCGUGCCAAAUCCAGGCAAGAGUUAGCUCAGUCAUUCAAGUUUAAGCGUUUGGCAGAAGAAAAGCUAGUGUAUACAGAAGGUGACAACUGGGACCAGGGUUAGGACACACUAUGCACGUUUUAUCACACUAAGCCGCGCUUGGUAGCAACGGUUCACUUGAUCCAGAACAUGCCCCUGAUUCCAAACACCUCGAAUGCCAGGUCUGCCGCAAGGCAAAAGUGAAGCGCUCAACUUCAUUCCUGUUUCUUAAUGAUCAUCAGUGCACUGUUUUAGACAACUGCUGGGGGGGGGGUUAACUCUCUGCGCUGUUUGUCUUUGUUUUUAGUCUUUCUUUAGCAUUAAGGCCUAGUUAAAUGUUGGUUUGGUAGCUUGAGAUUUGGUCCAUCUUGUCAUUGAAGUCUGGAAAGCAGAUGUGCACCUUCUUAAGCUACUGUGAUCAGAAUACAUGUGUAUUACGCUAUGCCGACCCCCACCGGCAAUCCAUUCACACGGGGAAAACGUCGUGUGUGUGUGUGUGUGUGUGUGUGAUACUUCGUUGGUUAUCAUCCUUUAUUUAUAUUCUAUCACUUGUCCUCUGUUGGUGUUUAGAGUCAGUUUUGAUAAACUGCUGUAUACGUUGUUGACUACUUCGUCAUUUUAAACCUGCUGUACUUUUUAAAGAUAUUCCAGUAUGAAAUAUUGAAUGUAUGGAAGUUCAGAUGUGAAUCGGAUGAAAUGUAACCUAUAUUUACUGACCGAUGCCUUUUCGAAAGAAGGGUAGGUCAUUUUCUUACAUUAAAAGAGAAUCUAUUUGCCGAAAA
This is a messenger RNA of Brienomyrus brachyistius, 3639 nucleotides long. Its product is annotated as late secretory pathway protein AVL9 homolog. The transcript has 17 exons. Gene Ontology annotation, cellular component: cytoplasm. NCBI's taxonomy places the organism in Eukaryota, Metazoa, Chordata, Actinopteri, Osteoglossiformes, Mormyridae. The record is from RefSeq and is a predicted model, not a curated record. Bases 391 to 2262 code for a protein of 623 amino acids.